CUUCAUAAAGAGCGGGAGCGGUGGGCGGGGCGGGAGAAGGUUCUAGCAGGUGUCAGUUGUCGGCUGUUCGGCGUGCUGCGCGGCCUCAGCGUGUCGCGAUGACCCGUGGAAAUCAGCGUGAACUUGCCCGACAAAAGAAUCUGAAGAAGACUCAGGAAACUCUUAAAGGGAAAAGGAAAGAGGAUAGCUUGUCUGCAUCUCAGAGAAAGCAGAGAGACUCUGAAAUAAUGCAGCAGAAACAGAAGGCAGCAAAUGAAAGGAAGUCUCUGCAAGCAGGAGCAAAAUGAACUGUCUGUGUGGAGAAGAUAAAGCAGAAGGGCCUAGAAGAUCAUUCAUAACAUGACUUGCGUUAAAUGAUUAAAUGUUUAUCUUGCAGCCUUGUUCAACUAGCAUUAGUUUGUUUUCUGUUUAAUACAGGCUUAGUUGUCUGGAAUGCCAUUUCAAAACUGACUGUAGUCUUCUGCAUGUGUAAAAAUGAUCAUACCUAGUAAUAGCUUUACUCCAGCUAUUGCUGCUUUUGUAGAUUUUACCUAAUGGUUCCAGUCAUCAGUUUUCUAAAUCUACAGCGAGACCUGCUUUUCUUGUCUUAACUUUUGAAGUACAACAUCAUUCACAAUGAAAUGCAAUGUGUCAAAUGUGCUUGGACUAACAGAGAUCCGAACUGUGGAACUCAUAUUUUUACAAUAAAGUGUUGCAUGAAAUACUG
Phasianus colchicus (ring-necked pheasant) is the source of this 706-nucleotide messenger RNA. Its product is annotated as small EDRK-rich factor 1-like. The record is from RefSeq and is a predicted model, not a curated record. Lineage: Eukaryota; Metazoa; Chordata; Aves; Galliformes; Phasianidae.